AUGUGCUUCUCAAAAUUAAUCCCUCUCUGUCUUCUACUCCUCCUAUCUCUUCUUCUCCAGGCUGCCAUUGGGGCUGACCCUCUUUUUCAUUUCUGUUUUAUCCUAGAAAACUACACUUCCAAUGACCCUUUCAAUAGUAACUUGAAUGAGCUAACAACCCUCCUCUCCUCCAAAGUUCCACCAACUGGAUUCAGAUUUGCCUCAACUGGACUAGGCCAAGACAAUGUCUAUGGCCUAGCUCUAUACCGUGGCGAUAUCUCAAGCACAAACUGCAAAACUUGUGUUACUAAGGCAACCAAAGAGUUACGCAACUGGUGUCCCUACAACAAAGGAGUGAUCAUUUGGUACUAUAAUUGUCUCUUUAAGUACUCAAAUGUGAAGUUCUUUGGAGAAAUUGACAACAAAAACAAAUUCCACAUGUACAACGUACAAAGUGCUGAUGAUCCCACUUCAUUUAACGUGAAAACAAAGGAGUUGUCGAGCAGCUUGUCCAAUAAAGCAUAUGGUAGUCCAGUGCUGUUUGCUACGGGUGAGCUUGUGCUGGAAGAGUCGAUGAAACUCUAUGGUUUGGCGCAAUGCACUAGGAAUCUUUCAAGCCUUGAUUGUAAGAAGUGCCUUGAUGGUGCAGUAAGUGAACUCCCAAGCUGUUGCGAUGGAAAACGAGGGGGAAGAGUUGUUGGUGGGAGUUGUAAUGUGAGAUAUGAGCUUUACCCUUUUGUCAAUGCUUAG
Vitis riparia (riverbank grape) is the source of this 729-nucleotide messenger RNA. RefSeq names its product cysteine-rich repeat secretory protein 38-like. Lineage: Eukaryota; Viridiplantae; Streptophyta; Magnoliopsida; Vitales; Vitaceae. The transcript is spliced from 2 exons. The record is from RefSeq and is a predicted model, not a curated record. Bases 1 to 729 code for a protein of 242 amino acids.